This is a messenger RNA of Cydia pomonella (codling moth), 4854 nucleotides long. It is a transcript of the gene SMC2, whose product is annotated as structural maintenance of chromosomes protein 2. The coding region runs from base 118 to 3636 and encodes 1172 amino acids. Gene Ontology annotation, cellular component: chromosome. The transcript has 22 exons. Gene Ontology annotation, molecular function: ATP binding; ATP hydrolysis activity; protein binding. The record is from RefSeq and is a predicted model, not a curated record. Lineage: Eukaryota; Metazoa; Arthropoda; Insecta; Lepidoptera; Tortricidae. Gene Ontology annotation, biological process: chromosome organization.
AAAGUCGUCAAACACCAACGGUUGCCGAUUUGGAGGGAUUUCGUGUUUUCUCAUGUUUGUAAUACAUUAAGCUGUAUUUAAUGUAAUUUAAAGUUCGAUGUAUAUACUAGCAGCAAAAUGUACAUCAAAUCUAUCGUGUUGGACGGAUUCAAGUCCUACGGGAACCGUGUUGAGAUUACCGGGUUUGACCCUGAAUUUAACGCUAUCACGGGACUAAACGGCACCGGGAAAUCAAAUAUCCUGGAUUCUAUUUGUUUCGUGCUCGGUAUUACCAAUUUAUCCAACGUGCGAGCGGGAAGCCUUCAAGAAUUAAUCUACAAGCAUGGACAGGCGGGCAUCACCAAAGCCACUGUUAGCAUCACAUUUGAUAACCGAGACAAGAAUCAAUGCCCCAUUGGCUAUGAGAACCAUGAUGAAAUAACUGUUACUCGACAGGUGGUCAUGGGUGGCAAGAAUAAGUACCUCAUCAACGGCAUCAAUGUCCAGAACAAACGAGUCAGUGAUCUGUUCUGCUCUGUACAGCUCAACGUCAACAACCCUCACUUCCUCAUUAUGCAGGGCCGCAUCACUAAAGUGCUCAACAUGAAGCCACCUGAGAUCCUGUCAAUGGUAGAAGAAGCGGCCGGCACUCGCAUGUAUGAAGCCAAGAAGCAGGCGGCUCAGAAGACCAUUGAGAAGAAAGAUGCUAAGCUAAGGGAACUCAAUGAUAUCAUCCGAGAGGACAUCGCGCCGAAGCUCCAAAAGCUGCAGGACGAGCGAUCGCAGUUCCAGGAGUACCAGAAGGUGGUCAGGGAACUGGAGAACGUCAGUCGGCUAUAUGUAGCCUACAGAUAUGUGACUGCCGAAAAGAACCUAAAAGAGGCUCAAGACAAAGUGACGGAAGUUCAAGAUGAGAUACAGGCCAAGAAAGAUGAGAUUGUCGGCAACAAGGAAACAUCAAAGGAUUUGGAGAAGCAGAUGAAUGAGUUGCAUAAGAAGCUAGAAGAUCAAAGCGGCAACAACUUAAAAGCUCUAGAAAAAGAGUUGACCGGCGUAGAGAAGACUGAAGCCAGUGCGUCAGCAGCACACAAGGCUGCUAAAGAAGCUGUCAGCACACAGACCAAACAGGCCAGGAUCAUGGAGAGGUCGUUGAAGGAUGAUGAGAAGGCACUUAAUGAUAAGCGGAAGAUAUUGAGCGAGGCGUCGUCAAUGUUCGAGGGCCUACGAGCGGCGAGUGAAGCCGCAGAGGCAGCCCUAGCGGCCGCGCAGGCGACCUUCAUAUCCGUCAGCACCGGCAACGAGGGCGCCUCCGAGUCUCUGCAGGACCAGCUAAUGGCUGCAAAGGCCGAAGCAUCCGAAGCUUCAACGUCCAUAUCGCAAGCCCAAAUGGAGAAGAAACACGCUGAAGACAGGCUCAAGACUUUGGAGAAGGAGUUCAAAGCGAGCAGUGCUCAGUUUACCAAGGACCAGGAUAACAUAGGCAGGCAGCAGGCGCAGCUGGAUAAACUACAGGCCGAGCUCUCAAGCAUGAACUUCAGCGAAGCUCGCAACACUGAGCUAAAGGGUCUCAUCCGGCAAAUCCAGUCAGAGACAGUCGGAAAAAGAGAUUCAUUAGACCGUCUAAGUUCAAGACUUCAGCGUUGUCAGUUUCAAUACCAGGCGCCGACCAGAGACUUCGACCAUUCCAAAGUACAUGGUAUCGUGGCGAGACUGAUAAACGUCAAUGAUCCAGUGUACUGCACUGCGUUGGAAACUGCCGCGGGCGGCAAACUAUACAACGUAGUAGUAGACACAGACGCCACAGUGGACCUACUGCUCAAGAAGGGCAACAUCCAGACGCGAACCACCAUGAUACCGCUGAACAAGAUCACCGCCUACACCAUUGAUGACAAGACGCUCAGGCUGGCGCAGCAAAUUGGCGGCGGGCCCGAGAACGUGCAGCGCGCCGUGGACCUGAUCUCGUUCCCCGCCGCGCUGCGCCCCGCCAUGGGCUUCGUGUUCGGCGGCACCUUCGUGUGCAGGGACGCCGACACGGCCGACCGGGUCACCUUCCACCCGCAGAUCCGGAAGCGCUGCGUCACUGUCGAGGGCGACGUGUACGACCCGGCCGGGACCUUGUCCGGAGGAGCUAGAGUCAAGGGAGGUCCCGUGCUCAUGCAAAUCCAGCAGCUCCAGCAGUUGGAGCAGGAGCUGAGCCGAGCUGACUCCCAGCUGCAGCAGUACCAGGCCGAGCUCAAUGCCAUGCAAGCUGCGGCCGAGGCGUACAGCAGUAAACAACAAAGAUUCGACAUGAUGUCCCACGAACUAGAAGUUGUGAAAGCUCGCCUCGCCACCACAUCGCACGCCCAAACUCACGCUGAGAUAGAAUCUCUACGUGCGAGGGUGACAGAGUUAGUAAAACAGUUAGAAGAAAACAAGGCAAAACAGCAGGCAGCUUCGGCAAGGGCUAAAGAACUGGAAGCCAAGGUCAAGGACAUUAAAGGUCAUAGAGAAAGGGAGUUUAAAAAAGCUGAAGAAGCUCUCAAGAAGGCCAAAAAAGAAGCAGAACAUCACAGCAGCAAUUGGAAACAGAGGGAGCAGGAAUUCUCCACUUUGCAGCUAGAGGUAGCUGAGUUAGAAAAGGGUGUGGCCACAAGCACGAGUCAGCUGGCGGAGACUAAGGCGGCAGCGGAGAGACUCGCGGAGGCGCUACAGACUGCCAAGGACGAGCAUACUGCCGCCGAGAACGCAGUAAAAGAGAUCCAAGGCCGCAUCAAAGCGAUGAAAGCAGAAAUCGCGUCGCGCAACACGGAAAUCGCUCGUUUGUCGCAGCAGAGAGAAAAGCUGGACGCUAAGAACAACGAUAUCAACCUUAAGAUCAAGGAGUUAGAGUUCAAGAUUAAAGAGCUGGAGACUGAGGCCACUGAGUGUGGUAAGAAGAUCACAGCCCUCGAGAAGGAGCACACGUGGAUCCCCGGCGAGAAGCAGUACUUCGGCGCGGCCGGCGGCCUGUACGACUUCCCGGCGCGGCAGGCGCACGCGGCCGGCGCCCGGCUCGGCCAGCUGAAGGAGAGGAGGGACAAGCUGGCGCGGGGACUUAAUGCCAGGGCUCACACGUUGCUCGGGAAGGAGGAGGAACAGUAUCAAGACGUCCUCCGCAAGAAAGCUAUAGUCGAAGCCGACCGCGCAAAACUCGUCCAAGUAAUGGCCGAACUGGACGAAAAGAAGAAACGCACACUCGUCACAGCUUGUGAACAAGUAAACAGGGACUUCGGAUCAAUAUUCAGUACCUUAUUACCCGGUGCUCAGGCCAAGCUGCGGCCGCCAGAGGGGCUUACUGUGCUGGAUGGAUUGGAGGUGAAAGUAGGGUUCAACAACACCUGGAAGGAGUCCCUGGGCGAGCUGUCGGGCGGGCAGCGCUCGCUGGUGGCGCUGUCGCUGGUGCUGGCCAUGCUGCUGUUCAAGCCGGCGCCGCUCUACAUCCUGGACGAGGUGGACGCCGCGCUGGACUUGUCGCACACGCAGAACAUCGGACACAUGCUCAAAGAGCACUUUAGACAUUCACAGUUCAUCAUAGUAUCCCUGAAAGACGGCAUGUUCAAUAACGCCAACGUUCUCUUCCGGACGCGCUUCGUCGACGGCAUGUCCGCCGUACAACGGACUGUCAACCGCCGGUGAACAGUAGACCUUAUACUUGUUAUUACAAGGUUCAAAAACGUCUGAGCACUGACAACAGGGGUUAUUCGCGGAUGGUCUAAAACGCAAAAUGACUAGUGUAAUAUUUUGCCUAUAUCACUUUUAGUCUACAUCGCGAACGGUCUAGAUUUUUUUUGAAAAAAAAUCAUAACUCUACCAUUUUCAACUCAAAUCGUGUGAAACUUAUAACUUAGCAUAAACACACUGAGCAAAACCCAUUUCAAUCAAAAAAAUCUUAAAAUGUUGAAUUUGGUUUUUGUGCUUUUUCCAUAAAAACAAUUAAUGAUUUAAAAAAAAAAACCGCACCCGUGGCGGAUAUAUGUAGUAUGCCAAAAAAACACAAAUAAUUCGUAGCAUAACUAUCUGCGAGAAUAUUACCGUAUUUGUUGUGGUUCUUGAGAUAUUUUGAUAUUUUGUUCCGGCUCCAUACAUUUUUUUUGAAAAAAAAUCAUAAUUCUACCAUUUUCAACUCAAAUCGUGUGAAACUUAUAACUUAGCAUAAACACACUGAGCAAAACCCAUUUCAAUCAAAAAAAUCUUAAGAUGUUGAAUUUGGUUUUUGUGCUUUUUCCAUAGAAACAAUUAAUGAUUUAAAAAAAAAACCGCACCCGUGGCGGAUAUAUGUAGUAUGCCAAAAAAUCACAAAUAUUUCGUAGUAUAACCACCUGCGAGGAUAUUACGGUUUGUUUUGCGGUUCUUGAGUAAUGAUGAUUUCUUGUUCCUGCUCCAUACAUUUAUUUUGAAAAAAAAUCGUAACUCCACAAUUUUCAUUCCAAAUCGUCUAAAAUCCAUAGGUUACCAUAACAAUGCUGGGCAAAACCUAUUUUAAUCAAAAAAACAUAAAAAUAACAACUUCGGUUUCUAUGUCAAUGAAAGCCGAAUUUCAGCCCACAGUGCAGCGGCAAGACUCCGAAUGAAUUUCAUUCAUAAUGUUUCCAUCCAAUUUCGCAGAUUGUAACGCUGUUCCCAGAGUCUGUCUAAGCUAACUUUGCACCGAUUUGAAGAUUACAAAGUGAGACAGUGUCAUUAUAAUUGUCAUAUUUUCAUAGAAAUUUGACAUUAUCGAAGACAUUGCCACACUCAAAUGCAGUUAUCUUGGUCCGACUCUGAUAUUAUUUUCAACGGAACUACUGUUUUCUAUUGUCUUUAACGUUGUAUGUUAAGUAUUUUUAAGCUAUGACAUAAAGUAAUUAUUUUAUA